GGUGGCUUUUUGUCUUUGGAGUCACAAAUCAAAGGACGUCUUUGAUUUUCAAAUUGGCUGGGUGUUUGGGUUAUUUUGGGCCUGAUUCUAACUUGAUUUAUAUUUGGGCCAAAACCUGGCCCAACUCCUGGACUCUUCCCUGAAUGAAUCGACACGUGUCGGCCCAAGAAAAUAAUUUAGGAGAAUCGACGGAUAUGGCUGUGACAGUAUCAGUUUCAUCGUUCUCUGCAUAUUGCCGACCGAUCCAAAACCCUAGACCUUCCACCGUCAAUUUGAUUCGAUCGUCAUCUUCUCCGGCGACAUCGUCAACGAUGGAGACUCACCCGGAAGCAAAAAAAGUAGUCGUAUGCGGUGGUGGAGUGAUCGGAGUCUGCACCGCUUACUUCUUAGCGAAGAAAGGGGCGGCAGUGACUCUCAUCGAGAAGUCCUCCGUCGCGUGCGCCGCUUCGGGCAAGGCCGGCGGGUUCCUCGCUCUCGACUGGUGCGACGGCGGACCCCUAUCCACCCUCGCUCGCGCAAGCUUUAAUCUCCACCGUUCGCUCUCACAGGAACUCGAUGGCCCUAAAUCGUACGGCUACAGAGCCCUGACCACUCUCAGCCUUACGAUUUCCGAAUCGCAAAACCCUCCCUCCACUUCCAAAUCCACCAGCGACUCCGCCGUUCCUCCGUGGGUCGACGGCCCGGCGAGAAGUACGAGAACGAUUGGGAACACGGAAACAACGGCCCAAGUGCACCCGCAGCUCUUUACUCGGACUCUCAUUUCCAAUGCUAUCGAAAAGUACGGAGUGGAUGUUGUGAUCGGGAAAUUGGAGAGGGUAACGUCGGAGGAAGGCAGAGUUCAAUCGGCGGUGCUUGAAGACGGCCGCGUUUUUAACGCCGAUGCGGUGGUUCUGGCAUUGGGACCAUGGUCCGGCAAGUUCGAGCCCCUAUCGUCGCUGUUCAGAGUGUACAGUCUGAAAGCACACAGCAUAGUUUUGGAACCUAAAGAGCCCGACGCCAUUACUCCCCAUGCCCUAUUUCUGAGUUAUUAUCAGGCUGGGGGAGGUAAACCCAUAGAUCCAGAGGUGUAUCCUCGUCCCACAGGGGAGGUGUAUUUGUGCGGGAUUGCGGCGGAGGCGGAAGUGCCGGAGGAUCCAGAGGAAAUUUCGGCGAAUCCAGAAUCAAUAAAGGUUCUAAAGAGAGUGGCGAAGAAUGUGUCGAGGCGACUGGGGGAAGGAGAGGCGGAAGUGAAGGCGGAGCAGGCUUGCUUCUUGCCGUGCACGGAUGACGAUUUGCCGGUGAUCGGGGAGGUUCCGGGGAUGAGGGGGUGUUAUGUGGCGACUGGACAUAGUUGUUGGGGAAUUCUGAAUGGGCCUGCAACAGGGGCGGCCAUGGCUGAGCUUGUUUUGGAUGGGCAAUCCGCCAUUGUUGAUCUUAAUCGGUUCAGCCCGGCCAGGUUUGUGGGACGAAGAAGAAGGAACCAUUCUUAAAAUGGAAUAUGGCGUGGGAUCUCUCACUCUCAGUUUCACUCCUCUUCCCUUCUUAAAUCUCUGGGAAGCUCUUUCAUUUUUCAAAAAUAUGUAUAUCUUUUAGUCAAUUAUUCUAGACAUGUAUAUAAUGGAUUUCAAAAAUAAAAUGAU
Momordica charantia (bitter melon) is the source of this 1619-nucleotide messenger RNA. Its product is annotated as FAD-dependent oxidoreductase family protein. The record is from RefSeq and is a predicted model, not a curated record. Lineage: Eukaryota; Viridiplantae; Streptophyta; Magnoliopsida; Cucurbitales; Cucurbitaceae. Gene Ontology annotation, cellular component: cytoplasm.